Molecule: messenger RNA, 1646 nt
Organism: Anopheles funestus (African malaria mosquito)
Lineage: Eukaryota; Metazoa; Arthropoda; Insecta; Diptera; Culicidae
Exons: 1
Coding region: 240-1526 (428 amino acids)
Source: RefSeq, a predicted model, not a curated record
ACAUCAGCGGCACGCGUCAUACAUACAAACACAUUCGCGUUCUUCGCGAGAUGACUUGCCAUAUAUACGAAUCUCUACGCCUCUUCGCGUAAGUGUUUCUAACCUUGGGUGUUGAAUUGUGCAAAUAAACGCACAAAAUGGUCCCGUUGCUAUAAAUCUACACCACAGCCACGGGUCGAUCGUGCAGUUCCCGGUCGGCAUUCAGACUGAUAAGUGUUCUCUGACACACGACACCCAAAAUGGACGGCUCAGACGGAUUAGACAUACCCGUGCCGGAGUACAUCAACGAGCAGCUGAUCGUAAAAUCCAUCGCGAAUGGUUCGGGUGUGCGGAAGCCUCAAAUACUCGAAAGUAAGAUAACACGCGCCACGGCUAAUGGUGAUAAUUACAUGAGUGAUGUGUUUCGUAUCGUGGCGAGCUACAUCGAUGGCGAUAAUUCUGAGCACCGGCCGGAACGGCGCAAAAUUUCACUUGUGGUAAAAAGCCUUCCGGACACUGGCCAUCGUGGUCCAAUGAUUGAGCAAUUGCUAGUGUACGAAAAGGAAGCUUCAAUGUUUCGCGAUAUCGUACCGCAGCUAUCAAAGAUGGCCAACGAUACGUUCUUUGCCGCCCGCUGCUUUUAUGCGUCCGAUCUUCCGGAGCGUUUGAUUGUGUUUGAAGAUUUAAAAGCGCUCGGAUACGUGACGGUAAGUCGGCACGCCGGACUAGACUUUGAGCAUUGUGCGUUGGUGAUGAAAAAGAUUGGCCAGUUUCAUGCCGCCUCGAUGCGGUUUGCUGAGAAGGAGCCGGACCUGUUGCGCCGCAAGUUUCAUUUCCACUUGUUCAAUCCGAACAAAAGCGAACCAAUGGAAGAAAUGCGAACCAUCUUUGAGAAGGGACUGGAAGCGUUGAUAGCCGUUGCGAAAACGCAGUGGGAUAAUUUCGAUCAAACGAUUGUGGCAAAAAUGGAAAAGUUAACACCGGUGUAUGUGCAGCGGUUGCGCGAGUGUCUCGAACAGGAGUGUGAAUCGGACGGUGGCUAUCGUGUGCUCAACCACGGUGAUCUGUGGUCUAACAAUAUGAUGUUUCGCUACGACCCAAAUGUGCCGUCGAUCGUGCAGGAUGUAGCGUUCGUUGAUUUGCAGCUUAGUUUCUAUACGAGCCCUGGUUUGGAUCUUAACUAUACACUGGCCACCUGUCCGAACUAUGAAACGCGCUCCCGACUAGAUGAACUGAUCGAGCUGUACUAUGCAUCGUUUAAGGCAACUUUGGAGCAUCUCGAGUACGAUGCUAGACCCAUCCCAACGCUGGAUGACGUGCGGCGUGAGAUAAGACGGAUGGAGUUUUUUGCACUCAUGUCCGUCCUUACCGUGCUGCCGAUACUGCUGAUGGACCAAAUGGACGAGAUGGUGGUUAAUUUUGAAAACCUCAUACAAGGGGAGGAUGCCGAAAAGGCACGCCAAAUCCAGUACAAUGGCAAAAAUUAUCAACGGAUCGUGCGCCCGAUGUUGAUUGAGUUUAAUCGGCGCAACUUGCUCGACAUUUAGACAAUAGCGCGGUUCCGCUUUGUGUGCCGAUUGAUAAGCAAGUCAAAGUGAUACCAGUAUACAAAUGGUUAUUAAUUAAAAUAUAAUGAACCGAAACCUAACUGAUAAGAAAAUUAUGAU